AUGGCUGAAAAGAAGACGGACGCCCCGGCAACCAAUAUGCUCUGGGGUGGCAGGUUUACAGGUUCGAUUGUCCCCGGACAGAAGCUUCAGAUCCAGUAUACUGACCUUGCGAUGCCUGCUAUAGGUGGGAUUGAUCCGCUCAUGCACAAGUACAAUGCCUCUAUCCGAUUCGAUAAGGCUCUCUAUAAAGAGGAUAUUCUUGGAUCGAUCGCUUUCGCUAGGGCUAACUCGAAGGUUGGUAUUAUUACCAAUAACGAAUUUGAGACGAUUGAGCGUGGCCUGCUCGAAGUGAUGGAAGAAUGGAAGCAGGGAACCUUCGCUAUUAUGCCAAACGACGAAGAUAUCCAUACUGCAAAUGAGCGUCGAUUGGGAGAGCUUGUCGGAAAGGACACCGCUGGCAAGCUACAUACCGGUCGUAGCCGUAAUGAGCAGGUCGUCUGUGAUAUGCGUAUGUGGCUACGUGACCGCAUCCGUGACAUCGACGGCCAACUCGUUGCUUUCCUUCAAGUCCUCGCCAAACGCGCUGAGGCUGAAAUCGACUACCUCAUGCCCGGCUACACCCACUUGCAACGUGCGCAGCCAGUUCGCUGGGGCCAGUGGAUAAUGUCACAUGCUACUUCGUUCAAGCAGGAUCUCGAGCGAUUGCGCCAGGUCUUUGAAAGAGUCAACCUUAGCCCACUUGGUUGUGGCGCAUUAGCUGGCAAUGUGUUUGGCAUUGAUCGAGACGCAAUAGCUGCAGAGCUUGGUUUUAGCGGAAUCACUCUGAACUCCAUGAACACUUCAGGCGACCGCGACUUCAUUAUUGAGUUCCUAAACUGGAACUCAAUGCUCACCAGCCAUCUCAGCAGGUGGGCUGAAGAUCUCAUAUUAUACUCUACUUCUGAGUUUGGGUUUUGUCGUUUGGCAGAUCUUUACAGUACCGGCAGCAGUUUAAUGCCGAACAAGAAGAACGCUGACAGUUUGGAACUCUUGCGCGGCAAGUCAGGCCGUGCUUUCGGUCAAAUGGCUGGACUGAUGAUGAGCGUGAAAGGCUUGCCAACUUGCUACAACAAGGACCUUCAGGAGGGAUGGGAACCCAUGCUGGAUUCAGUUCAAACUGCUUUGGACAGUCUAGGCAUUGCCAACGGGGUUUUCGCCACUAUGACUGUGCGGCCUGAGCGGAUGUUAGCUGCUCUUGAUAAGACGAUGCUUGCUACUGAUGUUGCAGAGUGGCUAGUGCGAAAUGGAUGUCCUUUCAGGGAAGCUCAUCAUAUUUCUGGACGCAUUGUUGCAUUAUCGGAAUCCACGGAAACCCCAAUGGAUAAGCUAUCCUUGGAGCAACUGCAAGCUAUUGAUUGUCGAUUUACAGCCGAUAUUAUCAAGGCAUUCGAAUACGAGUCGAGUGUUGAGGCAAAAUCGGUCAGGGGCGGUACUAGUCGAUCAGCUGUGCUGCAGCAGAUUCAAGAACUCUAUGCUAUCUUAGAUUAG
Molecule: messenger RNA, 1467 nt
Organism: Colletotrichum higginsianum IMI 349063
Lineage: Eukaryota; Fungi; Ascomycota; Sordariomycetes; Glomerellales; Glomerellaceae
Product: Argininosuccinate lyase
Exons: 5
Coding region: 1-1467 (488 amino acids)
Cellular component (GO): cytosol
Molecular function (GO): argininosuccinate lyase activity
Source: RefSeq, a predicted model, not a curated record